AUGGGUAAUUCUCAAAGUACCUAUCGCAUUCAACCAACCGUAGCAACGAAUUAUUCAAAACUUCCAUGGACAUAUGAGUAUAAUUUAACAUCACAAGAUGUCACUAGAUUUGGUCAUGCUGCUGGUAUUAAUGGUGAUUUUAUGGUAUGUCUUACUACAAAUGGUAACGUUCGUUGGACACUUUUUAUCGAACCUGUGGAAGACAUGGAUCCUAUUGGUUUAUCUAAUAUUAUUGUUGAUCGACAGGGACAACUUUUCUAUACUAUCUCCUGGUCAGGUGAUACAAUCUAUACCGCAAAAAUCUGUCGUGUCACACAGGCUCAAACAUCACAUCCUGUUCAAGAGUGUGUAGAAGAUUAUCAGGUAUUUGCAUAUGUCACUUCAUCACUGGCACUAGAUGACAAAUAUGAUCUCCUAGUAGCAGCAGUCAGUGAUAACGAAAUUGAAACUGUACCAGCUGUUUUGGAUAAAAAAACAUUAAAGUUAGUGUGGAUAAAUAGACAUUAUUUUGGUGCUAGCAUGGAUGGACAAUAUCGAUGUGAUACGAAUACAGGCGAUAUACUCUGGCUAGGCGGUGAUUGGCGACUUAUAAAAUUUGAUCAUAAUGGAAAGAAUUUAUUAAACAAUUAUACAACACCCAGUGCUGGUGGUUAUGACUUUGUUUUAGACAGACAACAUCAAAUAAUUGUACAACCAUGGCAAAACGGAUCUAGUUUACCGUGGAAACUUCUUGUUUCAUCAUAUGAUGUAUCCGCGCAACAAAUAAAAGAACGAUGGCGUUGGGAAGCACCUUCAUUAAUUGCUGACAAUGAUGAUAUAACAUCCCCUAGUAUAGAUGAGAAUGGUACGGUUUAUAUGUCAAGUAUGCCUCUAGUAUUCGCUAUUGAUACUCAAGGAAAAGUGAUGUGGACAACUCGAUUAGCAACAUCAAGUGAAAUGGAAACAUAUGAUUUAACUUCUUCUUAUCUUGGAAUGAAUACAAAACGACGUGUUCUUUACGUUGUGACUUGUUCGACAUAUUCUCAAAAGUCAAAGUUUCUUUAUUUUAUCACUGCAGUUAAUAUGGACACUGGCAAGGUGAUUAAACGCAUUAAUUUGAAUCUAGGAACCGAUAAACAAAUCAGUCCGCAAAGUCUAAUUUUAGUUGGUAACGAAAUGCUUUACUUUUCUUGGUUAACGGGACAAUAUCCAGAAUCGGUACCAUUCAAAGUAAUAGGUAUUCAACAAGUCUAA
This is a messenger RNA of Adineta steineri, 1233 nucleotides long. The record is from the annotation of a GenBank genome assembly. NCBI's taxonomy places the organism in Eukaryota, Metazoa, Rotifera, Eurotatoria, Adinetida, Adinetidae.